AUGGAUGUUAUUUUAAUCCUUGCUAUUACACUUCUUUUUAUCUUUCUUGGAGCUUUAUUUUGGGCUAAAAAACGUCAAUCAGGACAAAAUGAAGAGCGUGAACCUGCUCCUGUUCAACGACGAUUAGGUCCUGUUGAUGAUGCUCGACCAAGAGCUGCACAAAUUCGUCGCCGUAGAUUCGAUCCAGCACAUAGAUAUGAUGCUGGUGCACAAAAUGAUAAUAAUGACGAUCCAGAGGAAUUUGAUCCAACAACAAUGGAUGAUACAGUAGAAAUCGAUUCUAAGAUGGGCACAAAAAAACGAUUAAAAUUAGAAGCAAAAGCUGAAAAAAGACAACAACGUGAACAAGAAUUAGUUGAACGUAAAGAAAGAAAAGAACGAGAUGAUAAAUUUGCUGAAGAACGACGAAAUAAAGAAUUAGAAGAAGAACAACGUGAAAAAGAACAAGAAGAAGAAGAACGACGAAAAAAAGAAGAACGUGAACGAAAAGAAUAUGAAGAAUAUCUUGAAUUAAAAAAAGCAUUCACUAUUGAAGAAGAAGGUCAUGAUCAAAAUCCAGAUGAUGCUGAUAAUGAAUCAGUAUUGAAUCAAUUCGUUGAAUAUAUUAAAACGGCUAAAUUUAUGUAUCUUGAUGAAUUAGCUGCACAAUUUAAACUACGAACUCAGGAUGUUAUUGAUCGAUUAAAAUAUCUUGAAGAAUCAGGCGUUAUAACUGGUUUAUUUGACGAUCGUGGUAAAUAUAUAUAUUUAACACGUGAUGAAAUGGAUCGUGUAACAAAAGCAAUUCGUCAACGUGGUCGAAUAUCAUUUAGUGACUUAUCAAAAAUAAGUAAUGAACUUAUUGAUUUUAGUGGAACACGAACUGUCAAUGAUAAAUUAUUAGAAACUGAUGAUACAGCAAGUUAA
Messenger RNA from Adineta steineri, 906 nucleotides. The record is from the annotation of a GenBank genome assembly. Lineage: Eukaryota; Metazoa; Rotifera; Eurotatoria; Adinetida; Adinetidae.